AUGCGGCGGAUCUACGCCGCCCGCGCGACACGCCUGCAGAAUGCGAUGCCGUUAUCCAACAUCUCUUGCACCGGCUCAAUCUGGAAUCAUGUGCAAAUACCAGAAUGGGAGAUGAACGGAAAAAAAGGCUGUAGCGGUGGGGAGCGGCGGAGAACGAGCAUCGGGAUACAGCUACUCGGCAAUACAGACGUUCUAUUCUGUGAUGAGCCCACAACCGGCCUGGAUGCAGCGACGGCUUGCCAGGUGGUUAGGGUGCUGAAGGGACUUGUUGAAGAAGGCUUGACCGUGGUGAUGUCGAUUCACGCUCCCCGUUCAGAUAUGUGGCCGGAGUUCGAUGAUAUAGUCCUGCUUGCUCGCAGCUCUGUCUUAUUCAGUGGACAAAGAGAUGAGGCACUCCCACAUUUUAGUCGCUGUGGAUUUGAUAUGCCUCAAUACGUCAAGCCGGCUGAAUAUUUGAUUGACCUUGCGGCGUUGGAUACAAGAACAGACGAGCCCCAGCAAGAAUCUACCAAUCGGUUGAAUUAUCUUGAGUCUCACUGGAAUAAUUCUCAGUAUACAUAUCAACGAAGGUCUGAGAUGUCAGAGGCUUCUGAAAUUCCCAUGCUAGGCGCAAACUCGGAAUUCCAUCGCCCAAAGCGCGCACUGGGCCUUACGAGACAGGUCAUGAUAUUAACUUCACGCAAUAUGAAGAUGUUUUGGCGCGAUCACAACGCACUCGCCGGCGCAUGGGGAGGCGCCCUAGCCAUGGCUGUGAUAAACGGGUGGGUUUUCUCGAAAACGGAUGGAAGCUUAUCAGGAAUUCGAUCUCGCGAAGGAAGCUUAUGGAAUGCGACCGAGCUAUAUGGAUAUCUCAUCCUCGUCAAUGACCUCUAUCUUAUGAACUUGGAUAUUCAAUUAUUCGAUCACGAGAGCCAGGACGGCAUCACGACACCAGUGGGCUUUCUUCUAAGCAGAAGGGCAGCGAAACUAAUACUUGAAGACCUGCCGAUUCCCCUGAUCUUCACAAUAAUAUACUAUUUACUUGCGGGCUACCGCGAAUGCGCACGUCAGUUCUUCGUCUUCCUGGCCAUGAUGUUCUUGACCCACUUGAACGCCGUGUCUUUUGCGACGCUUUCGACUGCCAUAUCACGCCACUUUCUAGUAGCUGGGCUGUUGGGUAACAUCUAUUUUACCAUGCAAAUGGUGGCUUCUGGAUAUUUUGUUCCGUCUAAUCAGAUGCCACCGUACGUGAGUUGGUUGAGAUGGCUUACUCACACUUUCUACACCUUUGGUGCUCUUUGCACAAACGAGUUCAUUGGUGAAAAAAGCCCUUUUGGGCCGGGGCAAUUCUAUGACUGUCCGUAUUCCAAAGACCCUACUGAUCCAUCUUGUAAACAGUAUACGGGCUCUUAUGCCAUGAAUAGCUUGGGACUUCCCCACGACUGGAUAUGGCAGCCCGCUAUUAUUCUAUGUGCCAUUGCUUCCCUAAUUUACAUCAGCGCUGGAGCUUUAAUGCACUUGAAUCCACCAAAACCUGAAACAAUUUCCGGGACCAAGACAAAAAGUGCUCUACGGAUUGAUUCCCUAGAGAUUUCACGCUCCAGUCCCAUACCAAGUGAGCAAGCCGUCACUAUCACUUUGCAGGAUUACGGUUUAUCAGGACGGGGAAGCCUCAACGACAGUGAAACAACUUGCUUGGCCCAAUAUCUGCAGAAUUUCAUCCUGGGCGAUUAG
Molecule: messenger RNA, 1713 nt
Organism: Penicillium angulare
Lineage: Eukaryota; Fungi; Ascomycota; Eurotiomycetes; Eurotiales; Aspergillaceae
Exons: 2
Coding region: 1-1713 (570 amino acids)
Cellular component (GO): membrane
Molecular function (GO): ABC-type transporter activity
Source: RefSeq, a predicted model, not a curated record